UAGCAAUACAACUUCUACAGUUCCUUUAGUCAAUUCUAUCACUAUAAAAUCCCCUUGUGCAGCCCUUCACUUCUCAUCCCAAAUCUUCUAAUUUUCUAUUACAAAAAAAACCCUACUACAAAAGAUGACUUGUAGCAAGGUUUUCCUAUGUUUGCUUCUUGGUGCACUAGUUUACAAUACUAGUGCUAGGAAACUAGCAACCUCUCGUUCCUUUAAUGAUGAGAAGUUCUUCUUUGGGCACCACGGUGGAGGCCUAGGAGGUGGAGGGGGUGGAGGAUUUGGUGGUGGAGGUGGUGGUGGCCUCGGUGGAGGUUCUGGUCUUGGAGGGGGUUCUGGAUUUGGAGGCGGUGCUGGUGGAGGAUCUGGUGGUGGUCUUGGUGGUGGAGGUGGAGGUGGAGGAGGAUUUGGCGGAGGUGGUGGUGGUGGUUCUGGUGGGGGUGCUGGUUUUGGAGCUGGAGGAGGAUCUGGAGCUGGUGGUGGUUUGGGUGGAGGAGCAGGUGGUGGUGGAGGGUUUGGAGGUGGAGGUGGUGGCGGGCUUGGAAGUGGAAUUGGCGGUGGCGGGCUUGGAAAUGGACUUGGCGGUGGCGGUCUUGGAAGUGGACUUGGCGGUGGCGCUGGAGCUGGAUUUGGUGGUGGUUCUGGUGGAGGACUUGGAAAUGGGCUUCCUUGACUUUGAGCACAAGCCUAAGUUAAAUCACAAGGCCUCCUAAGCUCCUAGUUACUAGAGUACUAAAUUUAAUUUAGUUGUUCAUCGUGUCCUAAGGCUUUAUGUACGCAUAGCAUGUAACGCAACAUAUGCUUUAAGCUAAGUGUUCUGAUUUGAUCCUUUGUUUUAGCAUUGUAGUGAUACACUUGAAAAGUGUUCGAUCAACAUACAUCAUCUUCUUUUUCUUGUUGUUUUAUUAUUGAAUGGUAUAUUUGUAAUAACUUCCUUACCUUCAUAAUCAUGAUCAUGUCGUGCAAUUAAGUUAAUUAGAUGUUCGAUCA
Molecule: messenger RNA, 987 nt
Organism: Spinacia oleracea (spinach)
Lineage: Eukaryota; Viridiplantae; Streptophyta; Magnoliopsida; Caryophyllales; Amaranthaceae
Product: glycine-rich protein 5
Exons: 1
Coding region: 125-670 (181 amino acids)
Source: RefSeq, a predicted model, not a curated record